GAAUGAGAGCCUUUUAUGGUCUUCUCGAGGACAUAAGCAGUAAACGUAACUUUCUACUGUACAUGCUGCCCAUUUAAAACUCAAACUUCCACAUUUCUUAGCACUGUAACACAGCUCUCGCGAGACUCGUCUGUGUUGUAGAACAGCUGACUGUGCGCAUGGCUGAGACGGACCCCAAGUCGGUGCAGGACCUUACUAACGUGGUCCAGACACUGCUGCAACAGAUGCAGGACAAGUUCCAGACCAUGUCAGACCAGAUCAUCGGGAGGAUUGAUGAGAUGAGCACACGAAUUGAUGACUUGGAGAAGAACAUCGCCGACCUGAUGACUCAGGCUGGUGUUGAAGAGAUUGAGGCACCACCGGAAAAGGCUAAAGAGGGUCAAGGUUCAUAAUGACGGUUCCUAAGUAACAGUGUGAAGUCAGUCCUACAUUCAGGAGCAGCAGACUUUUCCAUUCUGAAAAUGACAUAUUGAUUUGGUGUGUAGUAGUGUAAAAUGCUUUUUUAUAUAUUGAAUAUUGUGAUAAACGGUUACAGUUAUGUAAUGACAUGAAAAGUUAUUUGUAAGCUAGAAUAGUGUGAUAUGCCCUUCACAAAUUAAAAAUGCUCACGUGCAGGAAUGCAACUUAUGGAUUUUGUGCGCCAGCCUGGAGGUUAUUUCGCUGCCAUCAUCUGUUGUAAUUAAUUAAAUCCCAUGAGGUGAUGGCUGAUGGGGAAAGUUUUGAAGCCUGUGCUGUGUGCCUGUGAUAAGUACAACUCGCAGGCUAACAGGCCGGUUGAACCUCCACCCCCACUGAUGUGAAAUGACCACAGUGAACAUCUGAAGCCUGAAGCAUUUUACAAACCGCACUGUUAUUUACCAAGGUGUGGGGGAUGCAUUCCAAUUCUGACUGAUUUUCUUCUAUUAAAGCUAUUUAAGAACAA
Molecule: messenger RNA, 922 nt
Organism: Micropterus dolomieu (smallmouth bass)
Lineage: Eukaryota; Metazoa; Chordata; Actinopteri; Centrarchiformes; Centrarchidae
Gene: hsbp1b
Product: heat shock factor binding protein 1b
Exons: 5
Coding region: 159-392 (77 amino acids)
Biological process (GO): cellular heat acclimation
Cellular component (GO): cytosol; nucleus
Molecular function (GO): transcription corepressor activity
Source: RefSeq, a predicted model, not a curated record